AUGCCAUACCACAUACCCCAUGUCAGGGACCUCAAUCCCCGCCCCCCUCGUAUGCUAAUUGGCCAUCGUGUCCUGAAAGAGGACAACCCUCUCCGUCGUUGGGAGGAGCAGAAGAGAGUGACAUGGGCUCGGGACUAUGCUUACAUGCGCCUGAUGGGCAUGAUCCCAGACAUCGAGCCCAGCAGAGGUCGUCCUGCCCGGAGGCUUCCUCGUCCUCCGCUGCCGCCGGGAUCACAUGCGCCCAAGGUCCUCCGGAAGCCGCUGCCGCUUGAGCUUCCCGCCCCUCCCGCUCCGCCCACCGCACCGGGCCCGUCGACGCCAAGACCCCGGAGACAUGUCCUCCACCGCUCUCCCACCGCCGCCCUGCCUAUUGGCCGGUCGCAGCAGCCCAUUAUCCCAGCGACAAUAGAGCCUUUUGACGCGACGUGGAAGCGUGUCUUUGGACGCAUACCUCCUCGAGUCCUAGCAUCUAUCCCUGAGGAUACCAACAACAUAAACAUGGUUCCUCGCACCACUGCUGACGACGAUCUUUGCCUUGUGCCUCCGGGCAGUGAGAACGCAGUCCCUACUGUUCGUGGCAUCAUUGAAGAGUACUACGAGGAGCAGGAGUAUGAACAGACUAGUGUCAAGGAAAAGAGAACUCCUGUUUAUCUGUCGCCCAAGGAGGCUCAGUACGCAGCAGAGGCCAUCCGCAGAUCGAACUUGAACCGUCCUCUCGGCGCCAGUACCGUUCGUCUUCCACCCAAGGCUAAGCAGCUUCUUGGCUCUCCACGGGCCGUCAACAACAACAGUGACUGGCACCACUCCACGACCGUCGAGCAGUCUCCUCUUCACUCCAAAGGCAAAUCUGUCAACUCACUCAGACACAGCGCGUCAUCCAGAUUGUCCAGUCUGCUCACUCCCACCAAGGCAAGAAAGCUCUCCACUUCGUCACUUGCGCAUAGCAAAGCUCUGAAACACGCAUCUUCAUCUUCGCACCACACAGCAAUUUCGCACUCACGCAAAACCACAACUUCUUCUUCUUCUUCCUCUCCCCUUAAACACUCUUGUACACGUCCUUCUAUCAGCGCACACAUCAACAUGUCGGCUCAACCUUCCCCUACCGAGCAGGCUACUGCUGGUGCUCUCUCCAACAAGAGCCCUAGCGAGUCUUCUGUUUCUCCCACCAAGUCCACCGCUUCUCCCAAGAAGGAGGACUUUUCCCUCAAGCGUACUUUGUCGAACGUCCUGACCCCCAAGCACAAGCGCGAGGAUGUUCCUCCUCCCCUCCCCAAGAAGGACACUCCUCCUCCUGUCACCGAGAAUCCCACGCUGUCCGCUACCAUUGUCGAUGUUCGUGGCCCUUCUGACGCCUACUCUGGUAACGGAUUCGCUGCCACUGCCGAGGGUGUUGAUGCUGAGAACAAGCCUGACAACAAGUCCCGCGAGACCAUCACCGUCGCCUUCGGUGAUGAUGAGUGCAGCCCUAUCAAGGCCGUCAAGUCUGGUGUCGUCAAGAUGACCCACCAGCCCUACUCUCCCUUUGUUGGCCAGAAGGCUGUCUUCGAAGCUGAUCCCAAGCUCGUCAAGGAGAUUGACGAGGAGUUCCAAUCACCCCCUAUGCCUACUGCACUCUUCCGCAGCCCCAAGAUCGACAAGCACUCGCCCAAGUCCGCUGAAAAGGCCAAGACUCCUCGCUAUAUCGCUGGUGGUUUGCUUGAGGGUGGUCUGCUUCCUGCCACCACCUACCAGCCUCCUAAGGUUGAAGAAAAGGCUAAGGCUAAGACUGAGAUUUACUCUCCUUCUCUCUACAGUGUUGCCAAUGGUCACGAUGUCUUCCGCACCAGUUCCUACGAUGCUGCUGCUCAGGAGUCUACUGCCGCUGCCCCUGCACCUCCCAACUCGCCUACUCAGUCAGACGGCACCGACCUCUCUCGUCCCCACGUUGAGCCCAUCAAGUACGUCAAGGCUGUCAAAGACAACGAGUACGUCUACCGUCCCGAGGACCACGUCUUCAACCGCUACCGUGGCGAGACACGUGUAUUUACUCACGACUUUGCCACUGCCGGCGCCGAGCAAAAGCAGGCCGUUCCUGCUGCCCGUCGUGUGAACACCGAGACCCCCGCCAACAAGUACAAUGGCUACGGUGGCCUCGAUUCUUCCGGCCGCUCUGGCCGCUCGGUGCGUGACCUCACUUUGCGUGACCGCUUCAAGGAGACUGGUGGUCUCGGCAUUGAGCUCAGCGAGAAUGUUGCCGAUUACUACUACAACCACGAUAACGGCACCACUCUCGGUGUUGACGGCGACGGCAACUUCGAGAGAGGUCGCGAGACUGCACUCAUGAGAUCUCCUGAUUACUACGUUAAGCAGGGCAAGUUUGACACCACUUCUCAGCCUCUCAUGUCGGAGGACCACUUGAUGAAGCAGCUCCACAAGGAGAUGGGAGACUCCAUGUACAACCUUCACGAGCACCAGUUGCACAGAAUCAGUCUUGUCUCUGGCAAGGUUGACCGCCUCGCCAACAUUGGAUUCCGUAACCAGGAUAUCAUGAACGCCACUCGCCACGCUGUCGAUCACAUUUUCGCUGAUAACCGCAAGAGUCGUGAGGACCUCGAUGCCAUCCUCGCCGAAAACCGCAAGCUCCGUAAGGACAUCAACGCCAUCUCUACUGAGAACCGUAAGCACCGUGAGGCUGUCGAUGUCAUCGCUGCCAACCAGUACCUCCAGCGCGAGACUCUUGAUGGCGUCCUCGCCGAGAACCGCAAGAUGCGCGAGUCUCUCUCUGACAUCUCUGAGCACGUUCUCGACAACGAGAAGCUCGACCACCUUGUUGAUAAGAUUGUCGAACGUAUCCACCCCACGAUCGUCAGAGGUCACGAAAAGGAUGACAUGAAUACUGAGCGUAUCCUCGCCCGUAUCGACAUGACCAGAGGCAACGCUUUUCGUGCAUUUCCUGCCUCUUCUGCUGGUCACUUCACUCCCAGCAGCAACGGAUUCUUCUCACCCAGCUCCAGAGGUUUCCGCAACCCCUACGCCGAGUACACCGAGGAGCCUUCCAAGCGCUAA
Messenger RNA from Aureobasidium uvarum, 3045 nucleotides. The record is from the annotation of a GenBank genome assembly. NCBI's taxonomy places the organism in Eukaryota, Fungi, Ascomycota, Dothideomycetes, Dothideales, Saccotheciaceae.